AUGUUCAUUGUCAAGAGUGAUGAUCAUCAAUGUAUAUUAGAAUAUAAAACUUUGGAUGAAUUACCAACAUUUCCAUAUUACCCUACCAAACCAUUUAGUAUAAUCUUGGAUAUUUCUGUAAAUGGAUAUUUAUUAAAAGAAAGUGUGUACCACCCUUUUUUGAAGGAAUUUGGAAAAAGUUUCAACAAAUUUAUGAGUAACAGGUAUUACAAAACUAAAUUGAGCUAUGAUAAGGAUGGUCAUUCCAUAGUACUUCAAUGUACUUGCAAAAUCAAAAAUGAGAGUUCCAUGAAAUUGAGAUUUGUGGUAAAUGAAUUUGAAGGUACUAUUUUAAAGUUCAACAUCAGGAGCAAUUCAACAAUUAGUUUUCCAGGUAUCAAAAAAUCUUUAAAUUUAUUGCUUUCAAGAUGGAUUAUUUUAGAGGAUUACUUUUACCCUUUAAUUUACCUGGUCAAAGCUAGACAACAACUUAAAGAAUGUAUUGAUUUAUCCAAUAAUUUUUUACGUGAUAGUUACAAUCUUCCAACUUUAUUUGGGAACUAUUAUGCUGAUACUAUAAAUUCAGACAAUGGAAAUGAAACUCAAACAACUGGUACUCAAGCUAUUGGAACUCAGGCAAUUGGAACUCAAAAUUCAGAAGAAGUAGAAGAAGAUUAUUAUGUGGCUGAAAUUUUUGUUGAAGAGGAUAUAUUUGAUGGUGAUGAAACAGAUAAUGGAAUUAGCAUGGAUGAUGAUGAAGAUGACGCAGAUUCUGAACGUGGUGCUGAAGUUCCUAAUGAUGCCAAGAUUGUUCACUUAGGUCAAGAUCGUAAUUUAAGUUUACAAGAUGUUCAAACAAAUUAUGCAAUUAUCAUUAAUCAAUUGCAAGAAAUUGCUAUUUAUGUUGAUUCGAAUCCUCAGUCUUUGGCUGAAGAAUUCAUUUUUGGUCGCUCUUUGCUAAAGGAUGUCGUGGAAAAUCAUCAAAGUUCAGGUUGUUUGAUCAAUUCAAUUAAAACUCAUAGAAUUUUCAUAGCUGCUCAAACCGCAGCAAAAAUGAAGCUUUUGAUAGUUUUGGAGUAA
Molecule: messenger RNA, 1059 nt
Organism: Lodderomyces pseudojiufengensis
Lineage: Eukaryota; Fungi; Ascomycota; Pichiomycetes; Serinales; Debaryomycetaceae
Exons: 1
Coding region: 1-1059 (352 amino acids)
Source: RefSeq, a predicted model, not a curated record